Parnassius apollo (apollo) is the source of this 2142-nucleotide messenger RNA. The record is from the annotation of a GenBank genome assembly. Lineage: Eukaryota; Metazoa; Arthropoda; Insecta; Lepidoptera; Papilionidae.
AUGGUUGCCCAAGCAGACUGUGAUGACAAGACUUCACCAACUGAAAUAAAUUAUUCAAAUUCGUGUAAUGAACAUUCGACCUUACGUAAUGAACCUUCGACUUCGUGUAAUGAACCUUCGACGUCAUAUAUUGAACCUUCGACCUCAUAUAAUGAACCUUCCACCGCAUAUAAUGAACCCACGACAUCGUUCAAAAAUAUUGAGAUUUCAUUGCCUAUCGGAGAAAGCAAUAAACGAUGUGUAAGAACAAGAGGUGGACAUGUUGGAAAAAGUUCCAGGACCGGAAAAAUAUUGAAACAAAACUCAGAAACAGAAACAGAUGUAGCUGGCCAAGGGAAAAGACGAAGAGUUAGAACUAGAGGAGGUUCUGCAUCUUCUAUCACUCACCAGUUAAGAACUGGUCGUGACUUGUGUCAAAUAUAUAGUGUACAAGUGCCUAUUGAGGAGGAGCUUUCGGCAAUAUUAAAUGAUAAUGAUGAGCGAGAUAAUUGCGCAAGGGCCCAAUUUCAGGCGCAAGAACUUUCAGAUAAACAACUUCUGGACAUACUUGAAGCUUCUGAUGACAAUUUCGAUGAUGAGGUUCUAGAUGAAAAUUUUCUUAACAAUUUUGAUGAUUCUGAUUCAGAUGAUGAUAAUAUGAUACCAACUGAAACCUUCGCACCUCCAACUAGUGAUGGUGAGUGUUUAAAUUGGUCGGACCAAAUAUCCCACAUAAAAGAUAUUGCUUUUAUAGGAAACCCAAUGGGGUUAAAUGUACAACUAGAAGCAACUGAACCUAUCAACUUUUUUAAUUUAAUUAUGACAGAUUACGUAAUUCAGGACAUCAUUGAUAAAACCAAUCGUAAUGCAAGCAAUAUCCUUGCAAAAAGUUUACCCGGAAGUCGAAUACACUACUGGAAAAAUGUAACAGUUUCAGAAUUCAAAAUAUUUUUGGGGCUACUUUUCCAUAUGGGUACAAUAAAAUUAAAUAGAAUACAAGAUUAUUGGAAGAAGCACAGACUAUUCAACCUGACCUGUUUUAGUGAGCACAUGAGUCGAAAUCGUUUUUUACUAAUUCUAAGAGCAAUGCACUUUGAAAAUAUAGAAUCAGAUGAUAACAGAUUAGCGAAAAUUUCACCUUUGGUUAUGUUUUUCAAUAAUAGGAUGACAGAAAUAUACAACCCUGUACAGAAUUUAUGUAUUGAUGAGUCCCUUGUAUUGUGGCGCGGUCGACUAAUAUUCAGACAAUACAUAAAGAAUAAAAGCCAGAAAUAUGGUAUAAAAUUAUAUAUUUUGACUGAUGCAAACGGAAUAAUACUAAAACAAAUAGUGUAUGCCGGCGCAGGAGACCCAAUUGUAGGUGGCGUGAAUCAUUCCUCAAAAGUAGUUUUACAGCUAUUACAUGAUUUUUUGAAUAAAGGCUACUCUGUUUUUAUGGACAACUUUUAUAAUUCUGUUGAUCUGACAGAAAAAUUAUUAUCUGAAAAUACUUACUGCACCGGAACUUUACGAUUAAAUCGAAAAAAUAACCCAAAGUACAUUACUACUAAAAAGUUAAAGAAAGGCGAAUGUGUCUCGCAGUUCAACCAAAAUGGCGUUUGUGUCAUGAAAUGGCGGGAUAACAGAGACGUCACUAUGAUAUCAUCACAAUUUAAUUCGCAAAUGAUUACUACCACUACAAGAAGAAAUACAGAGGUCUCAAAGCCUAAAAUGGUUGUAGAAUAUAAUCGUAACAUGGGUGGUAUUGAUCACCAAGAUCAAAUGAUAGCGUACUAUUGCUGCGAACAUAAGUCUAUCAGGUGGUACAUAAAAUUGGGAAUCCACCUGUUGCAACAAAUGAUGUACAAUUCAUUUACUUUAUCUAAUUUGUUUUCUGGCAAAAAACUAAGUUACUACGAAUUCAGGCAAUCAGUUAUAGAAAAUUUACUUCCCGAGGCUAAGGUCCAAAAAACUGGAGAGGUCUCAGAAGAAGGGGUUAUACUUAAUAUUGUUCAUAUAAUUCAGCCUUGCCCACGGAAAGGAAAAUCAAUGCGCAGAAGAUGCAAAUAUUGCUGGGAAGUCAAUAAAAUACGUAAAGAUACACCAUUCUACUGUCCAAAUUGCCCUCAGCAGCCUGGAUUUUGUAUUGUUGAUUGUUUUAGAUUAUACCACAAAUAUACAUAG